Messenger RNA from Platichthys flesus (European flounder), 3495 nucleotides. RefSeq names its product NPL4 homolog, ubiquitin recognition factor (gene nploc4). The record is from RefSeq and is a predicted model, not a curated record. Gene Ontology annotation, cellular component: nucleus. Bases 171 to 2048 code for a protein of 625 amino acids. Gene Ontology annotation, biological process: ubiquitin-dependent protein catabolic process. Lineage: Eukaryota; Metazoa; Chordata; Actinopteri; Pleuronectiformes; Pleuronectidae. Gene Ontology annotation, molecular function: ubiquitin binding; ubiquitin protein ligase binding. The transcript has 17 exons.
GGUCGUUUCAGUGUGGGACCGGUGGCAGGCAGUCGGCCACCAAUGUCUGCUGCACCCGGUGUGUGAUGGAGUUUCGUUGACUGUCAGCCUCUGACGCUUCGUGACUCUUGUGUUCGCUGCGUGUGUCCGUUCACAUCGUGAGAUCCGUCGGGAGCAGAGACCGGAGCGACAUGGCGGAGAACAUGAUCAUCAGGGUCCAGUCCCCCAGCGGGAUGAAGAAGAUCCCUGCGACCAAGACGGAGACUGCUGAUGCGUUUUUUGAAAAGGUGGCCACAGAGUUUGGGUUCAUCUCCAAUGGGUUUUCUAUUUACCUGAACCGCAACAAGACCGACGAGCUUCUGUCCCAGAAGGUCUCCCUCGGCAGGCUGAAGAUCAAGCAUGGCGACAUGUUGUAUCUGUACCCGUCAGGCGCCUCCACCUCCUCCGGGGAGGUGAUGGACACGGCCACGCCGCACACAUCUUCAUCUCUACCGUCCAUCUUGUCAUCUUCCUCAUCGUCCAACAUGAUCCCUCGGUCCUUCUCAUCAACCCUGGUCCAGGAGGAUGAAAUUGAUCAGUAUCUGACCAAGCAAGACGGCAAGAUCUACAGGAACAAAGAUCCCCAGUUAUGUCAUCAUGGUGCCCUUGGAAAGUGUGUGCACUGUGUACCGUUAGAGCCUUUUGACGAAGACUACCUGAAUCACCUCGACCCACCAGUGAAGCACAUGUCAUUCCACGCAUACCUGCGCAAGCUGACCGGAGGAUCUGAUAAAGGGAAGUUUGCGGCUCUGGAGAACAUCAGCUGUAAGAUCAAGUCGGGCUGUGAGGGCCACCUUCCCUGGCCAGAGGGUAUCUGCACUAAGUGCCAGCCCAGUGCGCUCACACUCAACAGACAAAAAUACCGACACGUGGACAACAUCAUGUUUGAGAACCACACCAUCGCCAACCGCUUCCUGGACUUCUGGAGGAAGACGGGCAGCCAGAGGAUGGGAUACUUGUACGGAAAGUACACUGAGCACAAAGACAUCCCGCUGGGCAUCAGAGCCGAGGUGGCUGCCAUCUACGAACCUCCACAGAAUGCCACUCAGAACAACCUGGAGAUGUUGGAGGAUCCCAAAGCUGCAGCUGUGGAUGAAAUUGCUGCCAAACUGGGCCUGUGCAAGGUGGGCUGGAUCUUCACGGACCUGCUCUCUGAGGAUACGAGGAUAGGAACUGUCCGCUACACACGAAACAAGGACUCCCACUACCUGAGUGCGGAGGAGUGCAUCACAGCAGGGUACUUCCAGAAUCUACACUCGAACCCCUGCAAGCUCUCGCGAGACGGACAUUUCGGAUCCAAGUUUGUGACGGCGCUGGCGACAGGAAGUCCAGACAACCAGGUGCACUUUGAAGGAUACCAGGUGUCCAACCAGUGCAUGGCCCUGGUGAGAGACGAGUGUCUGCUGCCCUGCAAAGACGCCCCCGAGCUGGGCUACGCUAAAGAGUCCAGCUCCGAGCAGUACGUCCCCGACGUCUUCUUCAAGGACACAGACAAGUUUGGAAAUGACGUCACGUUUCUGGCUCGGCCUCUUCCUGUGGAGUAUCUCAUUAUAGAUAUCACCACCACGUUUCCAAAGGAUCCUCAGUUCACCUUCUGCGCCAAACAACCCUUCCCCAUCGAGAACCGUGAUAUACUCGGAGAGACUCAAGACUUCCACAGUUUAGCCACGUACCUGUCCCAGUGCACCUCCACAUCUUUCUUGGACAUCGUGUCCGACUUCCAUCUGCUCCUCUUCCUCGUCACCAAUGAAGUCAUGCCUCUGAGAGACAGCAUCGGGUUGCUACUGGAGGCAGUGAAGACUUCUAACGAGGAUCUGGCACAGACCUGGAAGAAGUCGGAGCAGUGGGCCACCAUCGAGCAGCUGUGCAGUACGGUGGGGGGGCAGCCCUCCAGCUCUCUGGGGUUCGGGGCCAUGGGGGGCCCCUCAGCCCCGGCCUCCUCCUCAGCCAUGUGGUCCUGCCUCCACUGCACCUUCAUGAACCAGCCCGGCACAGAGCACUGUGAGAUGUGCAGCCUGCCCCACAGUUAAACACCCGCCACCCCCCCACCCCUCCACCCACCUGCGUCACUGAUCUCACACAGCCCCCCCCCCCCAGCUGCCCUCUUAACUUGCCGCUGCACCCGGAGCCGGCUGCUGUGACUCCGGAGGGAUGCACCUGUUUACAUCCAGUUGGUUCAAUGAAUAAAGUUCAAUCAGACUUUCCUUUGUGUCCCGCCUCACAGCGGCUCUGGUGAGUGGCCGAUUCUUUCCCCCCCCCCCCCCCCCCGGCUCAGAUAAAUCCUGCUGUGACUCAGGACGACAGCAAAGACUCGAGUGUCUGGACGUUCGCUCACAUCAGUGCCCCGCUCACUUCGUCUUCUGGAGAAUUUUGCUGUGUAUAAAUCCAUUUGAGGAAUGAAACUGUUAUUUAAUUAAGCGUCUUCUUUUUCUUUUUUUAUCUGAUUGAAGCGAAACCUUAACAUUUUGAAUCUUCAGCGUGGACUCUGCUCCGUCAGGUUUCUACAGGUCUCGAAGACGAGCCUCUUAAAGUACAAUCACCAAACGAGAACGUCUAAAGCUCCCGAGUUGCUGCGUUUAAGUAGACAGUUUAUUUUCAGUAUUGAAUAUCUUUAAAAAUGUUUGGAAAGAAAAGUCCUGGAUUGAGACGGUGGAUGAGAUCCUCCCUGAGUGCAGCUUGUGCUCGACCUUUCAGACCCACGUCCCUCUAACUUGAAGUGGUUCCUGAAGAUCUGUCGCUGGUCUGUUGGAAUUUUAGAUUUGAUGGUUUUGAAGCUUAUUUAAUCACCAUCCAUCGUCUAUAUCACGUCCUGCUUAUAGAAACAACUGGUGCUCUCCACUCCCCCCCCCACGUCACAUCCCAGCACCUGCUUCUCGUCUUUCCUUUUUCUCGCUGUCAGAUCCGAUCCAGCUUUUCUCCGCUGACGAGCCCGUCUGGGUCUUUCCGUGGUUCAGCCUUCGGGUCGUUCGCUGCUGACUGACGUCGACUGAAUUCGACUCAAACAUGUCAACACGUCACUGAGUCACUGAGACUCGUUUCUCAACUAAACCUCCAGAAAGAAAAGUGAGCGAGUCACUAGAGGCUGUGGAGUUGACCCCGGGGUCACGGGCCUCUUCAGUAAAGUGGGCGGGGUCACAGGCUGCACAUUGAGAUAUUUAUGAGACGUGUGCUUGACAGUGAUUCCAUGGAUGAAGUGAGAAUAUAUUUUAAUUGUAGAUUGAAAAUGCUUGGAUUGUUUUUGCCCCCCCCCCCCCCCCCCAUGUGAAUAAUGUGGGAGCGUCCUCUCUGAUGUCACGGUAGCAGACGGCAGCGACCUUCUCUUUUUGAACUGGUCCUGGACCUGUUAGUUGAGCUCGCUCCUCGCACUCCGCUGAGUUAAAGGACGCAGAGAGUCGUGUGCUGUUCAUCUGGAUUUCAAACAAAAUGGAAUAAAAAUAAAAAAAUGAAAUAAACAACAAAAAAUCCUUUUGCACAAAA